GGAGGCGGCCUCUGCCCCUCCCAGCGUGGCCUCCCAUGGACACCAAGACUCAGAGCCUUCCCAACACCCACACCCAGCCCCAUAGCAACUCUCGGCCCCAGAGCCACACCUGCGGCCCGUGCACCUGCAGCUCCCACUGCCAAGCCUGCGGCCAGAGCUGCGGCCGGAGCCAGAGCUGCAGCCGGAGCUCCAGCCAGAGCCCCACGGGCCGCCAGGGCCAGAGCCCGUACCCCAGCCCGCCGCUGAGGCGCCAGAAACACACCAUGCACUCCCACCACCGUCCCCCGCGGCCCACCGCCCACUCCUGCAGCUACUCCAAGAACAGAAAGAAUUUGGAAGGAAAGGUGAACAAGAGGAAGGUGGCCAAGAGGAGCCAGCAGGUGUAUAAAACAAAGAGACGGAGCUCAGGGCGGAAAUACAACUGAGACGGCCCUCCCCCCACCCCGUGGCUCGUUCCUGUGUUCGUUUCACCCAAAUAAGAAAUGCCAUCCCGUGCGGAAUGCUAGAAGGAAGCCCACCUUCAUGCAGGAACGUGUCCCUACAGGAAUUUCUAUGCAACACUGAUUAAAGCGUGUACACUGG
Enhydra lutris kenyoni (northern sea otter) is the source of this 582-nucleotide messenger RNA. Its product is annotated as transition protein 2. The transcript has 2 exons. Gene Ontology annotation, cellular component: nucleus; nucleosome. NCBI's taxonomy places the organism in Eukaryota, Metazoa, Chordata, Mammalia, Carnivora, Mustelidae. Bases 36 to 425 code for a protein of 129 amino acids. Gene Ontology annotation, molecular function: zinc ion binding; DNA binding. The record is from RefSeq and is a predicted model, not a curated record. Gene Ontology annotation, biological process: spermatogenesis; acrosome reaction; penetration of zona pellucida.